Messenger RNA from Brienomyrus brachyistius, 3377 nucleotides. Its product is annotated as thioredoxin reductase 1, cytoplasmic-like. NCBI's taxonomy places the organism in Eukaryota, Metazoa, Chordata, Actinopteri, Osteoglossiformes, Mormyridae. Gene Ontology annotation, cellular component: cytosol; mitochondrion. The transcript is spliced from 17 exons. Gene Ontology annotation, molecular function: flavin adenine dinucleotide binding; glutathione-disulfide reductase (NADPH) activity; thioredoxin-disulfide reductase (NADPH) activity. The record is from RefSeq and is a predicted model, not a curated record. The coding region runs from base 794 to 2737 and encodes 647 amino acids. Gene Ontology annotation, biological process: glutathione metabolic process; cellular response to oxidative stress; cell redox homeostasis.
UCUUUUCCCUGCCCAUUCCUUCUGCAUUCAGCAUGUCGAUUAUGAGUACUGAAUGUUAGCUUGUCAUUUAAUAUAUCCCAGACCUUGACGUGCACUGUUUUUACCAGGUAGUCAGAGUUAAUCGCUUCAUUUUGGCAAGAGGUCAUAAUGAUUUGAUUCAUCAACAUACCUGUAUAUGGAUUCCUAUCACCUUUUAUGUGGAAUAUGACAGUGUCACAUGAGGCUGUUCCUUGGGGAAUUUCACUUACAGCCUUUAAAAAAAUCCUCAAAGCUAUAUAAAUUAUAAUAGGAGUUGAAUAUGCCAGAAAUAAUUUGUCAGCAACCAUGUAAAAUUUGUGCGCUGUAUAUACCUUAGUUAAUGUAUGCGGUAGUCAAUUGACUAUCUGAGUGUACCACUAGAUGUCGCCAAUUCACCUUGGUGAAGGAGGAAUGGUUCCUUUUGUGCUCAUUAUGUAGAGGUUUCAAUUGCGGUGCACUGUUACACGUACUGAUUCUGGAUCAGUCGGCGAUGUGCAUGAAAUGGGGUUGAUAAAUGGGGUUGAAUAACUUGUUCAGACAACGGCUUGGUACCUGUAUGGAUAAAAGAAAGGUUGUACAAACGCGUACAGCUGCACUUGCAAGCAUACCGUUUGUGGAUACGAAUACUUGGACGUAAAUCUAGCCUUACCUACAUUGAUUAUUUUUUGUUUUGUGAUGGACUUCGUCAAAAGUCCCAAUCUGAGUUUUGACGCCUUUUUAAUAAUCUAAACUGAAACGAAUUGUUUCCAGAACAUGUGCCAAAGAUAGCUGCGAAAUGGGAAAUUCGGUUCGGAAGGGCAUUGCGGUAUUCGUGGACCAGACCCGAAUCAAAAGCGUGCAGAACUCCGCGCUAGGUGCGGCUGCGGCUGGACCUCACCCGCAGCUGAAAGGUGGCAGGCAGACGGUGGAGGGCUAUCUCUGCAAGGGCAGCGUGGUCAUCUUCACCGGGACAACCUGCUCACGAUAUGCCCAGGUGAGCGAGACUCUCACACUGGCUGGUACCUCUUACUUCACCGUGCAGCUGGAUCAAAGAGGGGACAAGCAGGAAGUCCAGCAUGCCCUGUGGCAGCUCACACAGCAAAGAUCACUGCCCGCAGUGUUUGUGAACAAGAGCUACUUCGGAGAUGCAGAAAAAAUAUUCCAGAUGCACAGGGACGGGACGCUGAGGGACCUCCUUAGGACAGAGCUGGGAAGUAUCUCUGAAGGCGGGUACGACUAUGACCUGGUGGUGAUUGGUGGUGGAUCUGGAGGCCUAGCUGCAGCCAAGGAAGCUGCCAGCUUUGCCAAGAAGGUCCUCGUCCUUGACCUCGUGACCCCUUCUCCUAAAGGAGCCACAUGGGGACUUGGUGGCACCUGUGUCAACGUGGGCUGCAUUCCCAAAAAGCUGAUGCAUCAAGCCGCCCUACUGGGCCAAGCGAUCCAGGAUUCCCGCAGGUUUGGCUGGGAAUUCGAACAACAGGUAUCACACAGCUGGAGCUGCAUGACUGCGGCCAUCCAGAAGCGCAUAAAGGCCCUGAACUUCAGCUACCGCCAAGACCUGCGGGAUGGCAAGGUGGCAUACCUGAACGCAUUCGGGGAGCUGGUGACGUCGCAUGUUGUCAAGGCGACAGACGCACAAGGGAAGGAGACUUGCCACUCGGCCUCCAUGUUUAUCAUUGCCACUGGAGAACGACCCCGAUAUCCAGGCAUCCCUGGAGACCGUGAGUUCUGCAUCACCAGUGAUGACCUAUUCUCGCUGCGACACUGCCCUGGGCACACGCUGGUGGUGGGGGCGUCCUAUGUCGGCUUGGAGUGUGCCGGGUUCCUGGCCGGACUGGGCCUGCAGGUCACCGUCAUGGUGCGCUCCGUGCUGCUGCGGGGCUUCGACCAGAAGAUGGCUCAGAAGAUCGAGGAGUACAUGGUCCUUCAUGGAGUCCAGUUCCUGCGGCCUUUUGUUCCCACCAAGAUUGAGCAGAUCCAAGAUGGCCGUCCGGGGAAGCUAAGAGUGACGGCCGUCUCGACCAAUGGAAAGGAGACAUACGAAGGAGAGUUCAACACCGUACUGCUGGCUAUCGGACGGGACGCCUGUACCAGGAACAUCGGCCUCGACCGCAUCGGAGUGAAAUACAAUCAGCAGACCGGCAAGAUCCCGGUGGACGAGGACGAGCGAACCAGCGUGGGUCACAUAUACGCCAUCGGGGAUGUGCAGGAGGGCCGGCUGGAGCUGACGCCGGUGGCCAUUCAGGCGGGCCGUCUGUUGGCACGGAGGCUCUAUGGGGGGUGGAGCACCAAGGCAGGGACACACACGCACACACGUGCACACACACACAGACAGUGUGACUAUGCAAACGUGCCCACCACGGUCUUCACCCCACUGGAGUACGGGGCCUGCGGCCUGUCAGAGGAGGCCGCCACAGAGAAGUAUGGACAGGACGACGUCGAGGUGUACCACGCCUCCUACUGCCCACUGGAGUGGGCGCUGCCCAGCAGAGAUAAGCGCAGCUGCUAUGCGAAAGUCGUCUGCCACACGCCUGACGAUGAGCGGGUCGUAGGCAUCCAUGUCCUGGGCCCCAAUGCAGGGGAGAUCAUCCAGGGCUUUGCUGUGGCCCUCAAGUGUGGUCUGACCAAGGGGCAACUGGAUGCCACCAUCGGGAUCCACCCAGUGUGUGCCGAGGUGCUAACCGAUCUGACGGUAACCCAGCGUGCCGGCGAUGCCGCGGCCGUCCGAGGAGGGUGCUGAGGCUAGCCGCCCUGCAGCGAGCUCACGCCGUGAUCCGGCGAAACGACCGCCAGCAUGAGGCGGGACAGGUCGCCAUGGAAACGGGUGCCGCAGCGGGGGAAAGAACGAGGUGCCGUUUUUGUACUCGGCAUGAUGCGUGGAGCAAUGGGCAGCAGUCUGGCUCGCGGCCAGCCAAUGACGUCUCAGCCUGCAGCCUGAUUGACGGGUGGGCGGGGACUGAUGCACUGCUACGCCAAUGCUCAUGUACUGCUUCGUGUUAUGUUUUAUUUUUGUUUUGUCAUUUUGUUUAAAUUCAUUGUGUUAUGGGGAAGAAUGUAUUUCUCAAGCAGAUACUGGUCUUAGCACAGAUCUUGGUACAAUGCAGACCGAAUUUACCUAUUAGAGCUGUCUUGAUAGACUAUUUGACUCUCCGCACUGAUUUAAUUUCAGAUAUGUUAAAUUUAAUUCGGUUCAGUGCUUGAAUUCAGCUUGAAGGUGAGAUGUCAUUUAAUAGCUGAUACAGCAAUCAGAUUGUCAGCCAUUAUGGGAAGUAACAGUAAAUGUUUUAUUUACACCUAAAUCUGCAAAUGGUUAAAGUAAAUCAAAUCUAGAGAAGUUUUUACAAGACAUGAUAGUGAUGUACGUAUUCUUGAAAAAUAAA